CUCAUAAUGUCAAAAUAAUAAACUUACCAGCAAAGAUUUUUUGCUUACCAGCGGUGAUUUGAAAAUUUUUAUCACAUGAAUGGCUCAUAUUGCUCAUAGUCAAGAAAUUUAAUUUUAAUAAAUUGGACUCCAGGAAAUGCAAAACACAUAAAUCAAAAUGAAUCUACUUUUCAAAUUUCUAGUUAUAGUCUCAAUUCUCGUAAAUUGUUCUGGAUCAAAAGUAUUGGAGUUGAGUGAUAAGUUUCCGACAAUACGCAAACAAGGUAAUACUCAAUGGCUAGUAAUGUUUUAUGCCCCCUGGUGCGGCCACUGUAAACGACUUGAACCUGUUUGGGCACAGGUUUCCCAGGCUCUGUAUAGAACAAAUCUCAGGGUUGGUAGAAUAGAUUGUACUCGAUUCACAUCUAUAGCUUCUGAAUUCUCAAUUAGUGGCUUUCCCACUAUUAAAUUUAUAACAUCUGAUAACGAUUUCACUUACCAUGGUGACCGAAACAAGGAAGACAUAAUAAAUUUUGCAUUGAGAAUGGCUGGUCCCCCUGUUCAACAAGUCACUAGGCCAGAAAGCUUAGCAAAUUUGAAAGGCAUGAAUCAGCUGUUUUUUAUGUAUGUGGGGGAUCAGGAAGGUCCUUUGUGGGACUCGUUCAAUAAUGUUGCAACUAAAAUGCAACCACAUAGUUUCUUUUAUGUAACAACUAAAGAAAUAGCUGGUUCUCAUGUCAAUAUCUCCAGGGAUUUGCCUGCUGUUUUUGUACACAAGGAUAAUCUUCAUUAUUUUUAUUCAAUUGACAUGAACUCAAGUGAUCCAGAUCACCUCAAUAACACAAUGUAUAAUUGGAUCAAUGAGGAACGCUUUGCAACAUUCCCUAAAAUCACCAGAGGCAACAUCAACGAAAUCCUUCAGACCAAGAAGUACAUUGUUCUUGCUGUAGUUGAAGAGGACAAAGCUCAUGAAGUACCACAGGAUAUGUUGAGAUUUCGAAAUAUGGUAGAGUCGGUAAUCUCUAAAAAUCGUGAGAAAUACCACAGGUACUUCCAAUUUGGAUGGGUAGGAAAUCCGGAGUUAGCAAACAGUAUUGCAAUGAAAGUACUGCCUUUACCCUAUCUGUUGGUUCUCAACAGUACUACUAAUCACCAUCAUAUACCUGAGGAGGAAGAUGCUCUUCAAAUGACGACAGAGUAUUUGGAGGACUUCCUGGAGAGAAUUCAUAACCAAUCAGCACCCGUAUAUGGGGGAAACAGUCUCAUUGUAAGGUUGUAUAGGACAUAUUUUGAGGCGAGAACUUCAUUGUCAGACAUGUGGAGGGGUAACCCAGUUUUAACAACUGUUCUUUUCGGUUUGCCACUUGGAUUUCUUUCCCUGAUUUUGUAUUCAAUUUGUUGUGCCGAUAUUUUGGAUGCGGAUGAGGAUGAAGAAGAAGAAUUACUACAUGAGAAGAAAGAAUAAGUGUGAAGAAGUGUUUUUUAGAACAGGUAACUUUAUAUGGAUGCUCUAUUUCUUGAUUUUACCAAGUAGUACUUGGUAUGUGUAGCUAAUCUGUAAUGCUCUUACUGUACUGAAUUUUAGAAUUCCUCCAGAUAAUUUUAAUCAACCAAAAACAUUUUACUUAUAAGUCCCUAGUAUUGCUAUUGAGGGUAAUUUUAUGUCGCCAUAUUUUUUUAAAUAUUAUUUAUUGAAUUUAUACCAAGAAUAUUUUAUUUUAUGCUCAGUGCUUUCAAAACCAAUCCAAAAAAAGCUGUUGAAGAUAAAUGGAAAAGAAAACAUUCACCUUGCUUGAUCCAACUUCGAAAAAUGUGUGAUGAUUUUGCAAAACUUGCCACAUCUUCAUCAUUUUAACAUUCACAUGUAUCAGUGUCUCAUACUUAUUACAAUAGCUUUCAAAUUAGUUGAUCUUCACUUAAGGGUCAUUUGCAGUGUUGUCAAAUUGUAAGCAAAGGUAAUAUA
This is a messenger RNA of Coccinella septempunctata (seven-spotted ladybird), 1942 nucleotides long. It is a transcript of the gene Tmx3, whose product is annotated as protein disulfide-isomerase TMX3. The transcript is spliced from 6 exons. Gene Ontology annotation, biological process: peptidyl-cysteine oxidation. Gene Ontology annotation, molecular function: protein disulfide isomerase activity. The coding region runs from base 158 to 1444 and encodes 428 amino acids. The record is from RefSeq and is a predicted model, not a curated record. Lineage: Eukaryota; Metazoa; Arthropoda; Insecta; Coleoptera; Coccinellidae. Gene Ontology annotation, cellular component: endoplasmic reticulum.